AAGUAUUUUAAAUAUAGCAGGGCAAAUUGUAAGUUGAUUGAAUUUGAGCUAUUGGUAAUGCUGAUAUGAAGUGAGAAUUCAUCUCCCUUCCUCUUCAUUUCAGAGAAGCAGAUGACUGUGGGGUGGUGGGGGCCACACUGAAGCCGAAUAUGGGACACGUAAAAGGGGAAUGAGUAGGAGUUGAUUGAUGAGUGUGGUGCAGAAGUGGUGGUUAGGACCAACGUUUCUUAAGACAUGCGAAUUACCGGCAGGUGAUGAUGUGGAUAGGGAGUUUGGCACGUUCUGAGUAAUCUGUCAAUGUGUGCCAUGGCCGUAAACACGUUACUUCAAAUCGAACAUGUCAACAUUAAGAAUGUUAUUGUAUAAAUUUAAUUUGCAACAUGUUUACGUUUGUUUUGCUCUGAAGUCGAUUGCUAGGAAUUGCUCGAAGAUCGAACAUAAACAAGUGUCAGCUGAACCCAAUCUUUGUAACAGUCGAUCAACGUAACAACAACAUGCCGGGAAGUGUUAACUGGAAGGAAUUAUUCCCUACCAAAUUCAGUGCAGUUGUGUUUGUAUCGUACAUGGUUUUAUUUAUAAACCAAGGUAUUUUUGUCACUGCAUCUCAAAGCUCUCAAAGUACAUACAAUUAUAAUACUGUGACUGUGGUGCUGCUGACUGAAGUGUUAAAACUCUUCGUGUCCAUCAUUUUUUUUGCAAAAGACCAUGCCAUCUUUUCACUUGUGCAAGAGUUAAAAAGUAAUGCCAAAGUUUUGAUGCUGUAUUUUGUUCCUGCUUUUAUGUAUUGUUUUUAUAACAAUCUCGCAUUUGUAAAUCUAUCUGCCUUUGAUCCUACUACAUACUACCUUCUUCUGCAGUUUCGUGUUGUGGUUACUGGGAUUGUGUUUCAGAUUGUGUUUCGUAAACAACUGAGUGGAAAACAAUGGUUGUCAUUGAUUCUGCUGACAGUGGGCUGUAUGAUAAAGCAACUAGAUCUGGCUGAUUUCUCUAAUCAUUCCACAGCAAAAAAUGGCACAUCUUCAGAUUCUAACAGUUACUUCCACUUCGGCCUGAAUAUUAAUAUUAUGCUUAUCUUCGUGCAGACUGUAUGUUCCUGUUUUGCCGGUGUAUAUAAUGAGUACUUACUGAAAGGUGUUGGUGCUGAAGUGAACAUUUUUGUACAAAAUGUGUUUAUGUAUGUGGACUCGAUAGUUUGUAACGCUGGAUUGUUGCUUCUACAAGGGGAUCUAUUGGGAGCAUUCAGUGCGAAAGCUUUGUCUUCGGUCUUCACAUUUAAGGUUCUUAUUAUUAUGAUGAAUAAUGCUGCUAUUGGUAUUAUCACAAGCUUCUUCUUAAAAAACCUUAACUCUAUUUUGAAGACAUUUGCAAGUGCUUUGGAACUCAUGUUCACUGCUAUAUUUUGUUACAUCAUAUUUGGUAUUCCAAUUUAUCUAAACACAGUGUUAGCAAUAUCCAUUGUAUCAUAUGCUGUGUAUUUGUACUCCCAGAACCCUGUUGUGAACCAGCCAAAAGAGCAACAUAACCAUGAACCAUUACUGUCAAAUACUGCAGAUGAUGUGUGAUAAGAAGUCAACUGUGAUUAAAUACCAAAGAUUAAAUUUGCCAGUAUGACAUAUUCAGUAAUUUCUAUACAUAGUAUUAAGUGUUUGUGAUUACCUGAGUCACUAAAUAUUUAUAUGUUCAUUAAUGAGACGAUUAUUAUGAUUAUUAAUUUGAACUUCAGUGAAUGACUAUAUUUGAUGUUUUGUGUAUGUGUACACAAUAAGGAUGAUUAUAUUUUUGAAACUUCACUGAGUGAUAUAUUUUACCAAGGCCAAGUUGAAGUUAAUUUUUAGUUACAAUGUUAUUUUACUACUCAUGCUACACUUACAGUUCGUUAUUUCCAAAAAUUUGCGAGGUCUCUCUAUUUUUGUACUUCCGGCACAUCUUCGUUGAAUUAACAUUUGUAUUAGGUGGUUUUCAUUUCCCUUGUGUUAUUGUUUGACAAAAUUUCUGGUUAUAGUUAUACUAGUGAAUAUUGUGCAAACUCAAACUUAAAAUUGUUGCAAGUUGAUUUGAGUUUCUUUUCAUAGCUUCAGUUCAUCUAUGAUUUUAGACUGAAACUUGUUAGUAUGUCUUUAUUUGUAGACAUGCCAUUGCGUAUUUUUUUACACAGCAUUGUAUUAUAUUUUUGGCUGUGCUUGUGACUGUAAAACAUUAUAGACAGAUUGUGUUAGGUGUGUAGUCUCAUUGCUCUGUGUUUAUUCAAAAGAAUUGUAUUUGUAGAAUAUAUAAAAAUUUUUGACUGGAAUAAUGUAUUUGUCAACAGGUAGAGAACUGUGUGCUUUUUGAAGAGUUGUAUGAAAUUUCAGCUUGCAAUAGAUGUAAUUGUGAUGAAUUGUCAAAUGAAAUGAGAAAACCGCCAUUUUUUAUUACAGACUUUGAAAUAUAUUAUUGUUCCUGAAAAAAGUCAUAAAUGACUAGUAUUGUAACACUAGCUUGUUUAAUGGCAGUCCAGUUCCUCUGGUUUUCGGUUACCUUGCGUGUGGGAGCACACACUAAAGAGUUAAGAUUUUAUUUACAAAUUUGUUAUUUUGUAUGUAUUUACCAAUAAAUAUUGAGUUCCUUUAACUCAUUAAAGAUUGAAAGAAGGGUGAAUGUAAAUUACAUUUUUAUAUUAAGAAUAGAACUCGGAUAUUUAAGCUUUAAAAUUUUACUAACUCUUAAAGGUUGAAAAGAGGCUGCAUAAUUUCUGAAAUGGGCAGUACAAAUCCAUAAUUUAUAAUUUUUAAUUUUACUUCUAACUGUUCUAUUAAAGUCUCCAUGAAUUAUUAAAAUGAACAUGGAAAUGUCAAAACAGCCAAAAUUUUUUUCACUCAGAUUCAUUUUAAGGGCAGAAAAUGUUCUUUCUAUUUCUACACUUCAGAUUUAUACUUGUGUUGAUUUUAGAAUAAUUGAUUCGGCUUUGUCUUUUCCUUUUAUUGCAAUGCAGGCUGGUAAUUCAGGAGUUUUUAUUUAUUAUAGAUUCCAAUUUGUGAAUUUUAUAUUCAGAAACACAUUUGAGUUUGUCCUCCAAGUUUUUAAUUACAGGAAGUUUUAGAAAUUUUGAGAAUGAAUGAUUAUAUUCAUCCCUAUUGGUGAAAAGAUACCUAAGUGAAGUUGAUAUUUUUUUACUCUACAGCUUUAGUUCCUUGAUACUGUAAAACCAUGAAAAGUGUUCAUAAUUCAUUUUGAAAAUUUAAGUGCAAAGAGUAAAAUAUAAAUUUGCGUAAACAUCCGAGGUCUAGUUAUGAUAUAUUGAAUGUGCACAAUCGUAUUUCAAUGUUCGUUGUCUGUAUUUGGCUUUUGUUGUUACACAUUGUAAUUCAGAAGGCAGCACGAGCAAUUUCACAGGAUACGUAUUUACAGUUCCUGUGUUCCAAGUUCAAAGAUGUUUAUAAUGCACAUGAGAGCAACCAAUAAUAAUAAUGAUAAUAAUAAUAAAGUCCUUAUUUUAAAUGGUUUUCAUUGGAAAGAAAAUUAUUGCAUCCUGUAAAACAUGUUAACAAUAUCUUCUGUAAUUAUCCACAUUGCUUUCAAUAUCAUUUUUUUUGUCAGUUGUUAAUUUCAUAAUGUAUAAAAUGGACUGAUCAGAAAGCAGUAACUCAGUUCUGACGAAAAUUGACAUUUGCAGGCAAUAAUAUGAAGAAUCUUAUUAAUGAUUUCUUGUGCUCUACACUUCUUGCUCUUUCAUGUAGUUAAUAAAUUUGAUUUCAUUGUUUAUUUACCAUUAAAAGCAGUUAAAAACUGUGUGUGACAUACUAUGGAGAGAUUUGAAUUGAAUGAUGUGUACUCUGUACAUGUUUUUUAUUCUGGGAUCCCUACCCCAAGCCAGGAAGUUAAAUUCUGAAUACAAAUGGAAAAAGUUUUUGGUAAGAAGUGAUGAGAAAAUAGUCUCUCCUGUGUAAUAAAAACUGCAAAUUGCUAUUAAGAUUUUGUUCCAGACACCAUGACGAAAAGUGAUUCAGAUUUCAAGAGGUCAGAAAUCUUUCCUUUGUUGCCUUUCUAUGUAGUAAUGUACUUAUAUACUUUG
This is a messenger RNA of Gryllus bimaculatus (two-spotted cricket), 4051 nucleotides long. NCBI's taxonomy places the organism in Eukaryota, Metazoa, Arthropoda, Insecta, Orthoptera, Gryllidae. The record is from the annotation of a GenBank genome assembly.